Molecule: messenger RNA, 2940 nt
Organism: Auanema sp. JU1783
Lineage: Eukaryota; Metazoa; Nematoda; Chromadorea; Rhabditida; Rhabditidae
Source: the annotation of a GenBank genome assembly
AUGUUGCGCUCAGCAUGGAGGAAUUCUGCCCUUCUGUGGAGAAACCCAUCAGUGGCUGCUCGUCCUAUUCUUUCUUCAAGACUUGUGCAAUAUGAUGCUUUCGCUGAUAGGCAUAUUGGGCCUAGUCGAUUGGAGAAACAACAGAUGCUCGAUUUUCUUGGGUUCAAAAAUUUGGACGAAUUAACCAACACCAAUGUACCUCAGAAGAUUCAACUUGAGAAAGAACUUGAGCUCCCUGAACCUUUGGAUGAACACUCGAUGUUGAAGGAACUUCAAGGCGUUGCAGCUAAGAACAAGGUCUACCGCUCAUAUAUUGGAAUGGGAUUUUACGAUACAAUCGUGCCAGCCGUUAUUCUCCGCAAUAUCACUCAAAAUAUAGGAUGGAUCUCCCAAUAUACACCAUAUCAAGCUGAAAUUUCUCAGGGUCGUCUCGAGUCUUUGCUGAACUAUCAAACAAUGAUUGUUGAGCUCACUGGUUUGGCUAACACCAAUGCCUCUCUUCUUGACGAAGCUACAGCCGCAGCUGAAGCUGUAGCCAUGGCUUGUAGAGCAACACGUAGAUCAAAGGUACUUUUGGAUAACCAACUUCAUCCACAGAACAUCGAUGUGAUCAACACACGUAGCACACCAGUUGGCAUUGUCACUGAGAAUGUGUCUAUCGAUGCUACACAGUUUGAUAAAGAUGUCGCUGCCAUAGUGAUCCAAUAUCCAAACACAGAAGGAAACGUCCAAAACUUGGAAGAGUUGAUUGCUACAGCUCAUGAGAAUAAGUCAUUAGUCAUCUUAGUAUGUGAUCUUCUUGCUCUCACAAUUCUCAAAUCACCGGGAGAUCUCGGAGCCGAUGUUGCUGUUGGUUCAGCUCAGAGAUUUGGAGUUCCUCUUGGAUAUGGUGGUCCUCAUGCAGGAUUCAUGGCUGUCGGUAAAACAGAUGCCAAGAAUUCCUUGAGUAGAUUAAUGCCUGGACGUAUCAUCGGAGUGUCUAGAGGAGCCAAUGGAGAAAAGGCUUUGAGAUUAGCUCUUCAAACUCGUGAACAACAUAUCCGUCGUGACAAAGCAACAAGUAACAUCUGUACUGCACAAGCUCUGUUAGCGAACAUGGCUGCCAUGUACGCUGUAUAUCAUGGCCCCAAAAGAUUAGCCGAAAUUGCUCGUUUAGUACACAAGUCCACAGCCACUUUAGCAUACCAUUUGAAAGAAGCCGGAUUAGUAGUUGAGCACAAGAACUUCUUCGAUACUCUCAAAGUACACGUUGAUGAUAUGAAUUCUUUCAAGACCCGAGCGGAAGAAAAGAAAAUGAACUUCAGACACUUCGAAGAUGGUAGUGUUGGAGUUUCAUUGGACGAAACCACCAAGAUCCCAGAUCUCAUCGAUCUCAUCUAUGUCUUCACUGGCAGACUUGUACAAGCUGAUGUUCUCACCGAGGAAAGAAUUAAGUUACCAGCUCCUUUGAUAGGAAACAGUGAGCAUGCUCGUACUUCUCUUUUCCUUGAGCAUCCCGUUUUCAACAGUUAUCACAGUGAACAACAACUUGUUAGAUAUAUGAAACGAUUAGAGAAUAAGGAUACUUCAUUAGUUCACUCCAUGAUUCCUCUUGGCUCUUGUACAAUGAAGCUGAAUGCUAGUGCUGAGCUUAUUCCAAUUACUUGGCCAGAGUUCAACAACAUUCAUCCAUAUGCCCCAACUUCUCAGACCAAAGGGUACCAGGAAGUGUUUAAUAACUUAGAGAACUGGCUGUGUGAAAUCACAGGAUAUGACUCCUUCAGUCUUCAACCCAAUUCUGGAGCCAAUGGCGAAUACGCUGGACUAUUGACCAUUCAGAACUACCACAACUCACGUGGUGACACUCAAAGAAAUGUAUGCUUGAUCCCCACAUCCGCUCACGGAACCAAUCCUGCAUCAGCUCAAAUGGCUAACAUGAGAGUUGUUGUUGUCGAUUCUGAUCAGCACGGAAACAUAAACUUCAAAGAUUUAUCUAACAAAGCUGAGAAAUACUCUAACGAACUAGCUGCUAUCAUGAUCACCUAUCCAUCAACUCACGGAGUGUUUGAAUCGUCCAUCAGAGACGUUUGUGAUAAGAUUCACGAACAUGGAGGACAAGUAUACUUGGAUGGUGCUAACAUGAACGCUCAAGUUGGUUUAUGUAGACCUGGUGAUUAUGGAAGUGACGUAUCUCAUCUCAACCUACACAAGACGUUCUGUAUUCCACAUGGUGGAGGAGGACCAGGAGUUGGACCAAUUGGAGUGAAGAAACAUCUAGCCCCAUUCUUACCCGGGCAUUCUAUUGUUCCUGUUGAUGGUCGUUCCAGAGGCGCUGUUGCUUCAGCUCCAUGGGGAUCUGCCAGUAUCCUUCCAAUUACAUGGGCUUACAUACGUAUGAUGGGAGCAAAUGGUUUGAAGAAAGCUUCUCAAUUAGCUAUUCUGAACGCUAACUAUAUGGCUAAGAAAUUGGAAUCUGCUUAUAGAAUAGUAUAUAAAGAUGAACAAGGUCUUGUUGCUCAUGAGUUCAUAUUGGAUUGUAAGCCAUUCAAGAAAUCAGCUGGUAUUGAAGUAGUUGAUAUAGCUAAGCGUUUGAUGGACUAUGGAUUCCAUUCUCCAACUAUGUCAUGGCCUGUACAUGAUUGUUUGAUGAUUGAGCCAACUGAGAGUGAAGAUAAAGGUGAAAUGGAUCGUUUGAUCGAAGCCCUAUUGGCCAUCAGAGAAGAGAUCUCCAUGAUUGAAUCAGGAGAGUUGGAUCGCGUCCGAAACCCAUUGAAGAUGGCACCACACACAAUGGCUAAAGUAAUGUCGGAUAACUGGGAUAUGCCAUAUUCACGUCAACUGGCUGCUUUCCCUAAGGAAUGGUGUCAUCACAAGAACUGGCCAACAGUUGGAAGAAUUGAUGAUCAAUAUGGAGACAGAAACCUUGUAUGUACUUGUCCCCCAAUCGAGAGCUAUCAAUAA